Molecule: messenger RNA, 2983 nt
Organism: Cutaneotrichosporon oleaginosum
Lineage: Eukaryota; Fungi; Basidiomycota; Tremellomycetes; Trichosporonales; Trichosporonaceae
Biological process (GO): 4,6-pyruvylated galactose residue biosynthetic process
Cellular component (GO): Golgi membrane
Molecular function (GO): hexosyltransferase activity
Source: RefSeq, a predicted model, not a curated record
UGCUCCAACUCGCAUCUCUCCAUCUCUUCAUCAUCGAAUCUUGGUCGCUCUUCGCCAUCGCCAUCUCCGCGCAGCACAAACACAAACACUACUACACACUCGCUCACUCACUUCGACCAUUCUCUUCCUAAGCCCCCUUUUAAUCCUUCACCACGACGACUACGGCUACGACUACCACCGCGACCGCUCCAUCGACCACCUCACGCCCCUCCUUGACCCUUUCCGUCCCCUCCCCUCCACACCCCACCGCCGCGAGCUCUCACUCCCAGUCUUCGGUCCUCUCCUCACCGGGUCCGGUGCAGGCCUGUACCUCGUACAACACCUCGGUCAUGUCCUCUCCUCGGAUGCCCAGCGCCGUCAGAGGCGGCGGCGGGGGUGCCGCGCCUUCCCCGCCCGACCAUGACUCGUACACCUCUGCCCUCUCGCCAACUGUCGCCUCAUUUGAUGAAGGCCCCGGCGCCGCCUUCUCGGCCUUCCAUCGCCGUCGCACCUCCACGUCCAAUCCAACUCGUCGCCGUUCCUCGCUCAUGCAGGAGCCAAUGUCGGGUGAUUCGCGAUCAAAUUCCUCAACUCGCCGCAGCAGCAACGGCCAUCCCCCACCUUCCCCUUCCACUGGUUCCAGCGGUGUCGACUGGUUGAGCGCGCGUCGCGCGCUGUCGACGCAGCAGGAACGCAAGAGGUCAAAAAGUGACGACGAGCGCGAACCAGAUGACGCGCCGCUUCGCUCGACUGCGUCACCCGCAAGCAAUCAACACCUCCACCCUCGCAGCGCCAUGCCCGCGUCCAUAUCCAUAUCCACAAACGCGCCAUCAUCGGCUAACAACGAGGCCCCAGAACGUCUUCUGCCCGCGCGGGCGCACAGCGCGUCCAUACCCCCAGUCCUCUCUCCAUUACCCAUUCCGGCCACCGUCUUGCCCACAUCGGCCACGCCUUCAGAACUACUGCCCCUCCCACAAGAUCCUAAUCACAUUCUUCCUCUUUCGACUCCUCCCCCUUCCUUCCGCGAAUCCCUCGACUAUGUCGGGCACGCGUCUAGCGGCCACGGCAGCACACCGCGAACCUCAUUGUCGGCAAGCGAGGAGAUGAGCUGGGGCACGGGCACCCGCUCUUACUCUGACAGCUCGGCGGGUGAUGACGACGACUCUCCAACAACGACGUCAGGAUGGUGGUGGCGCGCUCACGGGCGCCCACCACCUGUGCGGCCAAUGUUACGCAAAGCACCGUCCAGGUUGCCCUUUGGGAUACGAAGAUGGGGCUGGCUUCUCGCGCCUUUCAACAGGAUGGCCAACCCUCGCGAGUACGAGUACACGGCGCUUUUGAGCGGCGGCGCGAGCAGCAACGGCGGCAGUAGCAGCAGCAGCAGCAGCAGGAAACGCGGCGGCUACGACCGGGAAAGGAUUUACCUUACCACCACCCGACGAAAGCCUCGUACCGUCUUUGGGUCGGAAUACCUUGCGCAGGCCGCCGACUUUGUGCAGAACGAGCCAUGGGCUGUCGUGCUAUUCCUCUUCGUGUUCGCAAUAUUCGCCGUUUGCCUCGGCUGCAGCAUCAAAUACAUCCUGGAUCCGGACAAGGCCGCUUUGCCGUGGCGUGAGUACGCCAUGCAGGAUUACCCGACCGUUUUCUCAAUCCAAGACGCCGACUGGGACAAUGACGCGCUUGGGGGCUACCUUCCUCCGCUCUCGGUGGUCAAGCCUCUGUCCGCCCAACACGAACUAUGGCCAUAUCCGGGCUACGAUUACGCGCCGCAUCGCGAGAACUUGCAUGGUGGUCCGCGCGUUGAUGACCUCGAGCCGACCACGGUCUAUGUCGCCGUCUUCACCUACGACGUUGGUGUGGAUCGUCGCAAUCUCAUCCGCCAAAGCUACGCCUCACAUCCACGAUCACGCACCCCGGGGACCGAGGGUGUUCGUCUCCGUUUCAUCAUGGGCCGCCCACGACCGCAGUUCAAGCAUAUGGUUGAUGCGGAGGUGGAAGAAUACGAGGACAUUGUUAUCCUUGACACGGACGAGAACAUGAACCAGGGAAAGACGUACACCUUCCUUUCCUGGGCGGCCGACAACGCGACGGUUCCCGACUACGAGUACCCGUCGUACCCGCGGUCUGAGGCGAGCGCACUGGAGUUUGCGGCGCAGCGCGAGCGCGGCGAGGAGCCUAUGCCCAUUUACCGCGGCGAGAAGAAGCCUGACUACAUUGCCAAGGCCGACGACGACGCAUUCAUCAUGCUCGGCGAGUUGGAACGACAUUUGCGCGUGACUCCGCGCAACAAAACCUACUGGGGCUAUCUCGUUCGCGAGCGCUUCAUGGCAGGAGAGUGCUACGCUCUGUCGCGCGACCUCGUCGAGUACAUCCGUGACACGGAGGACUUGCGCGACCAUAUCCACGGCAAGGAGGACAAGCUCGUGUCAAAGUGGCUACGUACACACCCGGACAAGGAGAAGAUACUGUGGUUCUCGGAGCGCACAUGGAUUUACGACCACCCCAAGGCGGGGACGGUGUACAGCCACGGCUUCUUAUUCCCCGACGAAGUGGCGCGUGUGCGUGCUGAGCGUUCGCUGAGCUUUUCGACUGAAGCCGAUCGCCGCCCGUAUCCAGCUAGCGCAGACGCGUUCAGCACCGUGUCGCACUUUGGACAUCACUACCGUCCUCCACUGCGCGGGUUGAGCUUUGACGAGGCGGCUGAGGCGCUCGUCGAGGGCUCGGCGAUGAGCAAGUUGCGAGACGAGGCUGGCACGCUUCACGCGCACACGCGCGCGGACAUGGCGGAGCGCGUUGACGCCCUCAUGGCGGCCAAGCCGACGUUCGCACAACGAUACCUCGGCGAUCCCCACUUGAGGGGUGGCACGGUGGUUGUGCACUACAUAAAGCGCCGCAUGUGGUUUGACGAGACGCGGCGCACAUUGCUGGGGGAGGACUAGGGAUGGGGAUUCGACUUUUUCUUUCUUCAUUGACUCAUUGUAUGCAUUGUAUGUGACUGUUCGUG